CGGACGCUCCACCUCUUACACAAUCACUCUAGAGAGAGAGCGAGAAACAGAGGAGAUAUUCACCAGAACCCAGAUCUAUGAAUGACAUUCUUGAAUUUGCAGAGUUAACAAUGGAGAAUAACAACAACAAUCCACCAGCUGGGUUGUUGUUAAGAAGUGACGAUGAGAAGGACCCUUGGCUCAAGAACAAGGCCAAGAAGAAGGAGAAGAACCAGGUGUUUCUUGAAGGGUACGUAGAGGCAGCAGAUGAGGAUGAUCUUACGAGGACGAAGAGCUUGACUGAUGAGGAUUUGGAGGAGCUCAAGGGCUGUUUGGAUCUAGGGUUUGGGUUCAGCUACGAUGAAAUCCCUGAACUCUGUAACACUUUGCCUGCUCUCGAGCUUUGCUAUUCCAUGAGCCAGAGGUUUCUCGAUGACCAGCAGAAGUCGCCGGAGUCUCCGUCCUCCGCCUCCGCUGCCGCCGAGACGUGUUCGCCGGCCUCCGGUCCGAUUGCCAACUGGAAGAUCUCUAGUCCUGGUGACCAUCCCGAAGACGUCAAAGCCAGGCUCAAAUAUUGGGCACAAGCUGUGGCAUGCACUGUCAGAUUGUGCAGCUAGCUAGAAGAAAAUCAUCGGUUGGGAAGUAGAAAUGCAUUGGCAUUUUCUUCUGCUCGUGGACUUUAUACCAGCCUGGACUUUCAUGGAGAGCUAGCUUUCUUUGUGGCUUGUGCUCCGUUGGCCUCAUCUGCUUGCUUAGAGUAACAACAAGAGUUCCUUCUGCUCUUUACCUGGAGAUGGACAUGCCAGUCUUGUCUGUCAGUGAUGGAGAAAGAGGAAGAGGAGGGUGAUCAUUUUAGGUCUGAGAUUAACCAAAAGAAACCGAUAAGAGUCUGAGAUAAUUCACCUGAGGCUCUGAUUAUCAAAAUAAAAUUAGUAAUGAUUCAUUUGAGGCUCGUAUAAUGUAUGAUUAAUUGUAUCGAUCGACUAUUGAGAAUAAAUUUAUGAAUGAUAUGAAUAAAA
Messenger RNA from Camellia sinensis, 998 nucleotides. RefSeq lists its product as uncharacterized. The record is from RefSeq and is a predicted model, not a curated record. NCBI's taxonomy places the organism in Eukaryota, Viridiplantae, Streptophyta, Magnoliopsida, Ericales, Theaceae.